AUGGCUUCGACCAGGUCCCUCGGGCUGCAUCACCCGUCAGGGCUGCGCCAUGCCAUUGCGGAACAGUUGCUUCCCCCCAAUCCUUCUCCUUCACAGUACAAGUGGGAAAUCAUUCCAGAUGAAGACGACCAUGGCUCAGUGGAAGACGAGCUUCUGACAACUCAAGACAGUGUGAUAUGGUGUCGCGGGGGCAUUGUCCAAAAAACAUUCAGAUUCUCACUAGAAAAGGAGCCCAUUACCCAGGCGCUGAUGGCCCGCUUUCCAUCUUCACACGAUUCAUGGAAACCUGAUCGGACCGACCAGGCUAGCUCUAGCUCUGGCCGGAAGCCCUCGCGCAACACGCCAAGACUAGAGAAAGCCUUGAUUGUUUUCCUCAAGACUCAAGCCCAUGUCUUCUUCCUCUCGGGUACAAGCCAUACCAUCCACAUGCCUUUUGAGGUGGAAUCUGCUUGUGCAGGACCAGUUGGAGUUGUUAUUCAGAGGAAGCAGAAAGCUGAGAACGUGGCACCGAUAACCCUCAGAUUUCCUCGAGUGCCGCCCAACUCCUUCGUCUCGUCACAACUUACCGCCCUUGACAGCUCACAGCAAACUGCAUUUUCCGUAGAGAGUCUAGGAAAGCCCAAGUCUCUUCCUUUAGGACUAGGCUCGACCCUGGAAAACAUGUGGGAUGCUCCAAUACAGACCCAGCAGUCACACUGGCCUCGUCUGGUUUCGCUUACAGACCCUUUGUCCGACAUUGGCCUCGUCGUUUGCGAGCAGGCACACAGUUCUCAACGCGAAUUACGAAGGGCCAAGCACAGGAGGCUGUCCUUCCUCAAACCUGCAGAAGAAAUUCUUCACAUUGAACAAAUUUUCUUGCCUGGGACGGAUUGUGAAAGCCUCAAGAAUCCCCUCAUCCUAGGAAUCACUGUAAAUCGGGAAGACGGGUCAUACACAGUUUGGAGCUUGACUUAUCUUGAUCAUGAGGACCCUUUUACCGGACACCAGAAGAAGGCCAAGAACAAGGCCAGCAGGCGUCGAAGCUCGAUGCCUCCCCCGGGCUUCACGAGCGGAUCCUCGACCCCUGUACAGCAGAGCUACCGGGAGAGUUUUGGAGCACCUAUGCCUGGGAAGCGGCAGCGCAAAAGCGACAAGGUCGAGAAGCCCUUGGAUUUGGUGUCGUCGCUUGAGCAGCAAGAUGGCGAAGGCGCUGGUUUUACACGCAGAAGCUCUCGUCGACUUAGCUCCAUGUUGGCCCGAGCCGACUUAUCAACCUCCCACGAUCGAUCUGUGUUUGCUGACCAACCUCCUAUUUCUUCUUCGGCAGCAGCUAAACGUAACGACUCUCACGGAAGCCGUCACGGCCGUUCCAGCUCCAGCUUCCACCAGCAGAUUCAUCCCAGCCUUGGCAGCUUACUUGAGGCCCCGCUUGAUGUUGGAUUGGACGAGGGCCUGCACAAUAUGGCACUUGAUGACCACGACUUUGAUGGGCUGCAGCAUGAAAUCCGGUUCACGAGAAUUCAGACAAUUGCGUUGGACAGCUCCAACGUUCGGUAUUCAACUUCUGCUAUGCCUUCUCGGAGUCAAACCAAAGUGUUCAUUCUCACAGCCCCGCCUUUCACGUUGGAUGAGCAUCAGCGAACACAGCUGCUCAUUGGAAUACAGGAGCCAUUGGAGAAACGACUUCAGAUGAUAACCCUAUUCGUGAAAGCACAUGAGAAGCCCGACCUCUUGACGACAGCCACUGCCAAGGCAAGGGCGGCUUGCCCAUAUGUUUCUAUCUCUCCGGGCCAGCAAUGGAAAGUUCAAAGCGUCGUGGAUUCUUCCAAGCUCGUUGACGGAAACCUGUCUGCUAUCCUAGUCCUCUCCGACUCCAAGGAUGGACGACAUGAACUAAGCGUUCAGGCUCCUUGGCUCGAGCUUACCAAAAUCUCUCUUUCUUCAUUCCAUGUUGAAGAUACGAGAAGCGUUCAAUAUCGUGGUAGAGUUGCUGAUCCAGAUGUUAAACAAAGAAAGUCAGAGAUCAUGGACCUCGAAGGCGGUGGAGUAGUUGAAAUUCGGCAUCCACGCAAGCGUGGGCUUGUCGAUGUCGUUGAUGGACACGGUCGACUCCACAUGUUGAGAAUCCAACUACAGCCAGCUUGUCCUCAGGUCUCCAAGGUCUUGGAAAUUUGUAAAAGCGUCCUCCCUGAUGCUUUUAGCUGUCGUAUCCAUGCGGGAUGGUUGCAUGUUAUGCAAUGGCUUCAAAGCCGCAACGAAAACUUGGCUGUUAUUGAAUGGUCCGCGAUAGUCGUCCUGCUUCUAGGUUCCUUCCUUAAUCUUGGCCGCGAGGGCAGCACUCUGCUAAAGUCAGCACAACUUCCGGUCCGCAGAAGACGGGCGGCAUCCGGUUCGCUUGGCAGUAUACGGGAAUCAGAGGAUUGGAAGGCUCUAGAAUUAGGGGAAACUGCAAACUCGCUGGGUUGUCCGGUAUGGAUGAUGAACAAGGGUUGGCAGUGGGCUCUUGAUGAAGACGUUGAUGACGCUACGUCUUCUCAAAGCGAAACUUGGAUGAGCGCCAAGUUUCUCUCCAGGCAUAUUUCUUUGGCAAAAGAUUACAUCGACUCUCCUCAGGGAGUCGCGACCAUGGGUCCAAACGGAUACAUGCCCACUUCCCUUGGCCGGUCAUCUGAAACGCGAUGCAAAGUGGCCGUAGACAUAUUCAUGGCUCUGCAUCUCCUGCUAGAGGAAGCGAAACUAGAUAUCACCACGCCCGAGUACGUCUGUCCAGGCAGAACCGAUCUCCGGGUGCUGCUAUGCCAGAUCGCCAGGUGGCUUCAAUGGCCCAACUUUUCAGGCAUUUACGAAUUAGGCAUUCAAGAAGAAAUUGACCCGCGCCAUGAUAUCGAGCUCAAUUUGAAACCGCCCAUUCCGCAACCGCCGGUGCGACCGGACGUUCUAGAGUGGAUCCAAAGCCGCUUCUCUGGCAUCCGUGGAAAGCCUUACCUGACGCCUGCGGACAUAUACUACGCCAGCUCCCGUGUUUCCGAGGCCGACAAGCUCGAGGAUAAGAAAUGGAGUUCUAUCACGGCCCGAACUCUCAUGUUCAAACGGUUUUUCAAAGUUGUCAAGCCUAAAUCAACAGCAGUUGAGAUGGUAGAAGCGAUGCAAGCGUGCGGUUUUACGAAUCUAAUUCUCCAAACGCUUCCAGAAGCCGUUCUAGUGCCACUACAAGACGCGAUUUCACUGUGCCAACCACAUCCGCCCCCGGAUUGGUCCAACGAGUUAUUGGACUUGGUGAAGCGCAGCGAUAUCAGCCUGAUCAUGAAACCUGGAAGGCGGCCGCGUCACGCUCUAGCAAAUAUUCUGGCGCCUACUCACGUGGCUACGUGGGAUUUCAGGCUGCUUUGCCAGAGUGUGGACGAGGCUAAUAAUCUCGGAAAUGAUGAUGGCGAGGCUACAGAACGUCAGGCUGUCAUCCGAUCUUUGUUCAAAGACGACCGUCGCUUGAACGAAGCCCAAGACUUGCUCUCAACCCACAAAGCUAGGGUAGUGCGACUGGUUCCGGACCCAAGUUGGCCAGAAAGUGAGUACCUGGAGAAACAAAAGGAGCUGGUGUCAAAGAUUGCAACAGGCACGCUGGCAAUUCCAGCUGGACGGGCGUUGCUGUACUACAGCUUGCGCUACCCGCUUAUGACGCAAAAGUUCCACGUCGGAGGGUUCAACUUGAACUGCAUUGUGAAGCCGGCAAAUGUGACUGUCGGAGUCGACAAGUCGUUGUUUACCGAGGAGAAGGUCUGCUGGGGCUUUUUCCACCAAGGUGUCGCGGCUGGACUGGCUAUAUCACCGCAAGCCAAGGGAAUCGACACGUCUUGGAUCUUGUACAACAAACCCGCACAAGACCUGAGCAAUCGACACGCCGGCUUCUUGCUGGCAUUGGGUCUGAACGGCCACUUGAAAGGCGUAGCCAAAUGGGUGGCGUUCAAAUAUCUCACUCCCAAGCACACCAUGACCUCGAUCGGGUUACUUUUGGGCUUGGCGGCGUCUUAUAUCGGCACAAUGGAUUCUCUUAUUACACGGCUGCUCUCUGUUCACGCCACGCGUAUGCUGCCUCGCGGUGCUGCAGAGCUGAACCUGUCGCCACUGACACAAACUUCUGGGAUUCUGGGCAUUGGCCUUCUCUAUUGCAAUAGCCAGCACCGACGAAUGAGCGAAAUCAUGCUCUCCGAGAUUGAGCACAUUGAUGAAGAGGACGAGGAAGAACCUCUGCGAAGCGAGUGUUAUCGUCUUGCUGCUGGUUUUGCGCUGGGAUUCAUAAACCUGGGUAAAGGGGGUGAUCUCAAAGGGUUGCACGACAUGAAGCUGACGGAGAAGCUCAUUGCUCAUGCCACGGCAACAAAGAGUGUCGAAAUUGUCCACAUACUCGACAGAGCCUCCGCUGGUGCAGUCAUGGCCAUCGCCCUAAUCUUCAUGAAGUCUGAAGACCAGGUGGUGGCCCGGAAGAUUGAUGUGCCCGAUUCCGUCCUUCAAUUUGACUACGUGCGACCAGAUAUACUUCUCCUCCGCACCGUGGCCAAGAAUCUGAUUCUCUGGUCCAAGAUUCAACCUACAUUUGGCUGGAUCCGCGACAAUCUCCCGAGCCCGUAUCGACAUCGACAUAGGCUGCAAGGCACUAGCCAGCUGCGCUCCGUAGAUCUUGCCUUCUUUAGCAUAUUGGCCGGGAUCUGCUUCUCGAUUGCCCUUCGAUAUUCGGGAAGCGCUUCCAUCAAGGUUCGCGAUUUGUUGGUGCACUAUCUUGAUCAGUUUAUGCGCAUUUCCAAGAUUGAAUCGACGACGCGGGCUCAGCCGGAUGCAGCACCACUUUAUGACGAAGAGCUUACGCGUUCAAACGCCCGAACGUGCCAAGAUAUCCUCGCUCUGUCUUGUUCGAUAGUCAUGGCUGGCACAGGAGACGUAGUGGUUCUGCGGCGUCUCCGCUCCCUUCACGGCCGCGACACACCAGAUGUUCCUUUCGGGUCUCAUCUAGCGGCACACUUGGCUAUUGGUUCCCUGUUUCUAGGAUGCGGCACGGUGACUUUUGGCACCAGCGACAUGGCGAUUGCCGCUUUGCUGGUCGCCUUCUACCCCAUUUUCCCGACCAGCGUGAUGGACAACCGAUCGCACCUGCAGGCCUUUCGCCAUUUCUGGGUCUUGGCUACAGAGCAGCGAUGUUUGAUCGCCAAAGAGGUGCUCACCGGUCAGCCGGUCUCCGUGCCCGUCCAGAUCAAGAUGAAGCAGGGUUCUUGUUCGUCUGAGCUCACUCUCUGCCGCACUACUCCAUGCCUUUUGCCGCCUCUUGACCAGAUCUCCAGCCUGUCGACUUCAUGCGGCCCGCAGUUUUGGGACGUGACGCUGGAUUUUUCCAACAAGGAACGGCGAUGCGCUUUUGCCCGCACGCAAAGCAUAUACCUGCGUCGGCGCCCGCCGCUCGAGGGAUCCUUUGCCUCGACCCUGCGAACCUUGGGCAGCGACAGCAAGGGGACCAACCCCCUGGAAUGGAUUUUUUCGCUGGAGCAGCUGCAAGGCGUCAGCCAUGUGGAAAAGGCGGCAUUGCUAGAUGGAAACGAAGACGGGCAGGAAGUCGGACUUGCCGUGGACGCCAGAAUGGAGAUGCAAAGGGGGAUUGCAGACGGCGGCGAUCGGGAGCGUUUCGAGGGAGCGAGACUUCUCUUUGAAUGGGCAUCUGCCCGGGAGAGACUGCUCAAGGACAAUACGAGUCCCGGCAUGCAUGACAGCCAGGCGACCAUAAAGGCAGACGUCUCUGACGCUGACGAGACGGCCGACGAGACGGCCGACGACAAUGCUGUAUCGCAUGACCCUGGAGACAAUGUAUGGUGGAUGCGGGACACUGCCAUCGAAGCGCUCAAGGGGCAAGUUUGGCUGGCCGCCAGAGAAGGGGAGUAG
Ustilaginoidea virens is the source of this 5901-nucleotide messenger RNA. RefSeq lists its product as uncharacterized. Gene Ontology annotation, cellular component: anaphase-promoting complex. The transcript has 2 exons. Bases 1 to 5901 code for a protein of 1966 amino acids. Gene Ontology annotation, molecular function: molecular adaptor activity. Gene Ontology annotation, biological process: protein K11-linked ubiquitination; anaphase-promoting complex-dependent catabolic process; metaphase/anaphase transition of mitotic cell cycle. The record is from RefSeq and is a predicted model, not a curated record. NCBI's taxonomy places the organism in Eukaryota, Fungi, Ascomycota, Sordariomycetes, Hypocreales, Clavicipitaceae.